Malaclemys terrapin pileata is the source of this 1906-nucleotide messenger RNA. RefSeq names its product potassium two pore domain channel subfamily K member 12 (gene KCNK12). Gene Ontology annotation, molecular function: potassium ion leak channel activity. The record is from RefSeq and is a predicted model, not a curated record. The transcript is spliced from 2 exons. Gene Ontology annotation, cellular component: membrane. Gene Ontology annotation, biological process: potassium ion transmembrane transport; stabilization of membrane potential. Bases 584 to 1822 code for a protein of 412 amino acids. NCBI's taxonomy places the organism in Eukaryota, Metazoa, Chordata, Testudines, Emydidae.
GUAGUAUUGUUUGGCGAACACCAGCUAUUGCAUUGAAUACAUCAUGACCAAACAGUUGUUAAUUGGACUGAGAGCACAUUGGACUCCAUUCACCCUGGCUACCAAACACCAGCGCUCCUGAAAUCAAUAACUUUCCCCCAAAGAGAAGGCCAGACAGACUGUGUCUGUCAGCGGGUGGCAGGCCGGAUACAAAGAAUAUGGCCACAGGGGGGAUGGGGAUGCGGAGCAAAGCCGUUUCCCAGAAACCAAUGGCCACUGCAGCUCAGAGCUCAGUGGAGAGCUCAAAGGAAAAAGGAACUCCAGACGUGGCUGCAAGGAAAGCGAAAGCCAAGGCGGGGAUUGUCCACAGGACCCUCUGGGCUUCAGGCUAGUUGUAUUCUACUGCAGCUUCGGCCCCUGAAAUCAGCGUGGCAGUUCAGGGCUCCCCGCUGGCUCUUGCUAAGUAUGACUCAGAAAAGAAGCACCUGCAAUGAACCAGCUACAAAUUUUCCUCGGGAUUCCGUAAAUUUAACAGUAGCCCAAUGCCAGCGUCCUCGAGGAGGUGUCGGUCACUGUCCGCCGGGUCGGGGGUGCUGAAAUUUGGAUGAUGUCUAGCAGGAGAUCGCAGGGAUGCUGCUGCUUGUCCCAUUUCAACAAGGACAAUGGCAGAUUCCUCCUCUUAGCGGUCCUGAUCGCAGUUUAUCUGGCAGCUGGAGCUACGGUGUUCUCAGCCCUCGAGAGGCCUUCCGAAGUCGAGGCUCAGCAUCGCUGGAGCAGGACCCUCCAAAACUUCAGCCAAAUAUUCAACAUCAGUAUGCCUGAGCUAAGGGACUUCCUGCGGAGUUAUGAAGCAGCCAUGGCCGCGGGCAUCCGGGCAGAUGCACUAAGACCAAGAUGGGACUUCACUGGGGCUUUCUAUUUUGUGGGGACAGUAGUGUCAACUAUAGGUUUUGGAAUGACCACACCCGCAACAGUGGCUGGAAAAGUGUUCCUCAUAAUUUAUGGCCUAUUCGGGUGUGCUGGGACUAUCCUUUUCUUCAACCUGUUCCUGGAGCGUAUUAUCUCUCUCCUGGCUUUUAUCAUGAAGGCUUGUCGUGAGCGGCAGCUGCGAAGAAGUGGUCUUCUACCCCCUAACUUUCGAAGGGGAUCAGCUAUCUCUGAAGUGGACAGCCUUGCUGGAUGGAAACCAUCAGUUUAUCAUGUGAUGCUGAUUCUGGGAAUUUUUGCCGUUACACUGGCUUGCUGUGCCUCAACAAUGUACACAGCAGUGGAAGGAUGGAACUACAUUGACUCCUUAUACUAUUGUUUUGUCACCUUCAGCACUAUUGGCUUUGGAGAUUUGGUAAGCAGUCAAAAUGCAGUGUACCAAAAUCAGGGAUUAUACAGAUUUGGAAACUUCAUGUUUAUAUUAAUGGGUGUAUCUUGCAUAUACUCUCUUUUUAAUGUCAUAUCAAUUGUAAUCAAGCAAGUUUUAAACUGGCUGUUGAAAAAGUUUGGAUGCAGGUGUUGCUCUAAGUGCCAUAAAUCAAGUGCCCGCCUUGGUCGUCGCAAUGCCAUCACCCCAGGAAGCCGCUUCCGUAGGCAUAACAUCUCUGUGGAAACCGACGGACAGUAUGACAGUGACACAGAGGGGAGGAGGCUUUCUGGUGAAAUGAUUUCAAUGAAGGAGCUCACAGCAUCAAACAAAGUCUCCCUGGCCAUUUUGCAAAAGCAGCUGUCCGAGAUGGCCAAUGGGUACCCUAGAAACGUCAGUAUGAACAGCAGACAAAAUGGCUUCUCUGCAGGCAUUGGUGCGCUAGCUAUCAUGAACAAUAGGUUGGUAGAAACAAGUGAUUCUAGGUAGAGUUUUUGAAAGUCUCUUCUAUAAGAUAAUGACAUUUUCUUAUUCUUUAUUUAAUAAAAAAUUAAGUUAUUAGGCUGAUGUUAU